Messenger RNA from Desarmillaria tabescens, 573 nucleotides. RefSeq lists its product as uncharacterized. Gene Ontology annotation, cellular component: cytosol. The record is from RefSeq and is a predicted model, not a curated record. Gene Ontology annotation, molecular function: protein-folding chaperone binding. The annotation marks the transcript as partial. NCBI's taxonomy places the organism in Eukaryota, Fungi, Basidiomycota, Agaricomycetes, Agaricales, Physalacriaceae. The transcript has a single exon.
UUGGCCCUCACACUAGAGGAUUUAUUCUUUGGUAAAGAGUGCCGGUUUAGGAUUACGAGAUCGUAUCUCUCUGGUAUCAGAGAAACCAUCGUGCUCGACGUGCACAUUCCGCCUGGCUGUGAGGAUGGCACAAGCUUCGUCUUCACGAACGUCGGACACCAACGCAGGGACGGUUCCUUCCAGGAUAUCGUCUUCGUUGCACAGGAAGUUGCCCACGACGCCUUUGCUCGUGUCGGACAAGAUCUCCUCAUGAAGGUCCAGGUGCCUUGGUCAGAAAACCUUCAGCGAAAGGAUGGGCGUAUACAUUUCACUGGCCUGGACAACACGACACUAUCUGCUCGUAUUAGCUAUGGGAAGGAGAAAAGGCGACAUGGUCAGUACAAGAUAAAGGACGGAGGUAUGCCGAUCCUACUGGACGGGCAGGUAGUCGCAAGGGGAGACCUGAUUGUACAGUGCGUUCACAUUCCACGCUUAUCAUUAGUAUUUUUACUUAUCUUUACUAUUAGCUGGGAAAUCACGCGUCCCCAUCACCGUUCAGGAUGGUCUGCAAUGAAAUCAUGGCUAGGAAUGUAA